AUGUACCAGAACUGUACCACUCUCUUCCAGUGUGGCUAUCCUAGCUCCGAGGGAUACAGCAGCCUUUCUCCUGCUUCUUCCAUUGACUCCAGUGGCCUUUCUCCUCCAUAUCUGCUUUAUACAACCUCUCAGGAGGCAUUUGGUGAUAUUUCUUCAACCACCUCUCAAACAAUGAACUUGAAAGCUCAGACAAAAAACUGUGCUGAAAAGAAAAUCCGAAGGAAGGGCAAGCUUCCAUAUAGUCAACGACAAAACGCAAGUGAAAGAGAGAAGAUGAGGAUGAGGAACCUCUCCAAAGCUCUCCAGAACCUCAGAAGAUAUCUUCCUCCAUCCAUGGUUCCCGCAGAUAAGCCUCUAACAAAAAUUGAAACUCUUCAGUUAACAAUUCGCUACAUAUCACAUCUGUCGGCACAGUUGGGACUAAGUGAAGAUGUCUUAGAGCAAAGAAGAUUGGAGGCCAUGCAAAGAGCAAACAGAUGCCCACAAGGCUUAGGUCGCUACAUAGAUAUGACGCAUCCGUUUUGCUCAGAGCCUGAAGAGAAGAGUUGUAUGUCCUUUUCAACCUCUACAGAGCCCACAGCUCCAUCAAGACUUAUGCCUGUUGAACCAGUACUACAUAACACGCAAAACACCUACAACAUGUCAUAUGAGAUCCCUUACUUCUCAGAACUACAAACCAGCCCUCAGCAGCUGCAAUAUGCAACAGGGAAGACCACUUUGCCUCAACUUUCUACUGAAUUCUAUUCUCCACAUGUCUCCAGCAGACGGUAA
Molecule: messenger RNA, 771 nt
Organism: Staurois parvus
Lineage: Eukaryota; Metazoa; Chordata; Amphibia; Anura; Ranidae
Source: the annotation of a GenBank genome assembly